Messenger RNA from Fusarium fujikuroi IMI 58289, 1971 nucleotides. Its product is annotated as related to beta transducin-like protein. Bases 1 to 1971 code for a protein of 656 amino acids. The record is from RefSeq and is a predicted model, not a curated record. The transcript has a single exon. NCBI's taxonomy places the organism in Eukaryota, Fungi, Ascomycota, Sordariomycetes, Hypocreales, Nectriaceae.
AUGCGACUUAUCAACGUCGAAACUCUCGAGUUAGAGUCUUUCACAGGUGAACAUGGAGCCUCAAUACCAACAUAUGCAAUCCUAUCUCACGUAUGGACGUCCGAGGAAGUGUCGCUACAGCAAAUGAGUAGACUAAGCCCUCUUCCAGAAGAGUCAAAAGGCUACAGAAAGAUCGUUGACUUUUGUGCAAAGGUGAAAGCUGAGGGAUUUGAGUACGGCUGGAUCGACACCUGUUGCAUAGACAAGACGUCUAGCGCCGAGCUAUCAGAGGCGAUUAACUCAAUGUUCCAGUGGUAUCGGAAGUCUGCAGCGUGCUAUGUCUUUCUGAAUGAUGUCAGCUCCGCCGAGAACCCAAGAUUAUCAGGCUCGAGAUUCCGCAAGAGCCGAUGGUUCACACGCGGAUGGACUCUCCAGGAGCUCCUUGCGCCGCACGAAGUGAUCUUUCUCGCUGACGACUGGCGUGAAAUUGGUACCAAGGCCAGCCUAAGCGCCACUGUCUCAGAUAUCACCAAGAUUGAUGUAGCUACUUUGGUGAAGCAAACCUGGUCACAUGUUAGCAUCGCUGGGGUCAUGUCCUGGGCAUCAAUGCGGCAAACCACGAGAUUAGAGGACCAAGCCUACUCUCUCAUGGGUCUAUUCGAUGUUAACAUGCCCUUGAUCUACGGCGAAGGCCCCAAAGCUUUCUAUCGGCUCCAGGUCGAGAUUAUGAAGGCAACAAACGAUGACUCUUUAUUCGCUUGGUCCACAGAACCCCUCGAAGAUUGCGGAUACUCCCCAAAUGAGGGAGCAUCAACGAGAGGUUUCCGAUUUCUCGGAUUACUAGCUCCAUCGCCGGCUUGUUUCAGAGACUCUCAUGACAUAAGGGCGCCUCGAGACAUUUCCCGAAGUCACGUGCCGCAAUACGACUUGAUCAAGCAGGAUAUCAGUCUUUCGGCGGUGGUAGUUCGGCUUUGCUCUCUACCAGCUGACCCCAAGCAACUUGGAGAUAUCGACCGGGUCGAUGUUGUCGGCACACUGCGGUUCUCGAAUAACGUGAGGGCAGUGGACCAUGGACUCGUUAUCACGCCCGCAAGACGAGACGCAAAGGGGAUCAAGAUAAUGUGCUUGGUUGCGGUUCUACGAUGUUGGAAUAAAGACGGCUACAUUGGCAUCCCUAUCAAGCGUUUGGCAUCUGGCGCUUAUCAGAGGGUCGAAAAUGGACACAGAUGUCGUUGGUUCAAGGUUCGCUUGAUGCCUUUACGACUGACACUGAAGAGCGAAGAAGAAAGAGCUCCAGAUGAAUCAGAAUACACUCUCAGGCAAUUUGAUUCUGAGAGUAGGGAGAAAGGGCCACCUGCUGAUCCCCCGGAAACCAUUCUCGUGAGGGCCUAUGUACCAUUAGACUUGCCAUCGAACGGCACAUACGCUUCUGCUCAGACCAGCCGCCACCGUGCACCACUUCAGUUCCGCUCACUGCCUAUCAAUAAUGGCUAUUACAAGCUACACGCUGACACUGCUGAUAACUCUGUAACAUUAAUGCCCGAGUUGCGGUCCCGUCCUCAUAUCAUCGAGAGUAUCAAUGGACGCAUCAAUACUCUACCUGAAACGAGCAUCGUGUUUUGCCCAAUUGCAGAAGAUAGCGGUCUUCCAACUUUCACGAUACACACUAGAAUGAUAGAAAGGCCUCAUGGCAUCCAACUUGGGUGCAUGAUUGGAAGUGACCAAGACCGAGAUGAGAUGAUGGAUGCUGAGUUCACCGACAUUGACAUGAAAACCAUCUCCACCACGAUAUCUCUCACAGCGAACCUGUCCCUCGUGUUCAGAGUGAGACGGGGUCUUCCCCAGGAUACGACUUGUUACUUGAAUGUGAGCAUUGAGGAGCAGUUGCCGUGGGCAGAAGAUGUAGAACAUUGGCCAGCUACGCUUGGAGACAAGAGUCUGUCUAGCUCAGAGAUGUCUCUCAAUCGCACCUUCACAGACAAUUCAAUAUGA